Messenger RNA from Nannospalax galili (Upper Galilee mountains blind mole rat), 4675 nucleotides. RefSeq names its product dihydropyrimidinase like 2 (gene Dpysl2). Gene Ontology annotation, cellular component: cytoplasm; cytosol. The record is from RefSeq and is a predicted model, not a curated record. Gene Ontology annotation, molecular function: hydrolase activity, acting on carbon-nitrogen (but not peptide) bonds, in cyclic amides. Lineage: Eukaryota; Metazoa; Chordata; Mammalia; Rodentia; Spalacidae. The transcript has 14 exons. Bases 294 to 2315 code for a protein of 673 amino acids.
UCCGCUCCCGCUGCCGCAGCGGCCGCCCGCCCAGAUCCAACUUUGCCGCUCGCUUGGAGGUGGCGCGGCGAAGGCUGGGGGCGUGGGCAGGGGGGAAAGAAAGCGGGGUCAGGGGGAGGGACCGCGAGGGGUGGGUCGCCGGCUCGCCGCCUUCCAUCCUUUCUGUGCACCUUGCAGUCGGCAGAGAGCGGCAGCCGCGGCGGCAGCUAGGGGCUUGCGCACACCCAGCCAGGGACACUUUGAGAACCGAGGACUGACGGACGGAGAGGACCCUCCCCAGCGCCCCCCGAGCCAUGGCAGACAGAAAGCAAUCCGGGAAGGCGGCGGAGGACGAAGAGGUCCCUGCCUUUUUUAAAAACCUGGGCUCGGGCAGUCCCAAGCCCCGGCAGAAAUUCUGCGGCAUGUUCUGCCCGGUGGAAGGGUCGUCGGAGAACAAGACCAUCGAUUUUGACUCGCUGUCGGUGGGCCGGGGCUCGGGGCAGGUGGUGGCUCAGCAGCGGGAUGUCGCCCACUUGGGCCCUGACCCGCACCGGCAGAGCCGGCGUGCCAGUGGGGAGCCAUCUGUUGAAUCCGCCCGGAAGGUGGAGAUCCGGCGGGCCUCGGGCAAGGAAGCCCUGCAGAACAUCUACGAUCAGAGUGAUCGGCUUCUGAUCAAAGGCGGUAAAAUUGUGAAUGAUGACCAGUCGUUCUAUGCAGACAUAUACAUGGAAGAUGGGUUGAUCAAGCAAAUAGGAGAAAACCUGAUUGUGCCGGGAGGGGUGAAGACCAUUGAAGCCCAUUCUAGAAUGGUGAUCCCCGGAGGAAUAGAUGUGCAUACUCGGUUCCAGAUGCCAGAUCAGGGAAUGACGUCAGCUGAUGACUUCUUCCAAGGAACCAAGGCCGCCCUGGCCGGUGGAACCACCAUGAUCAUUGACCAUGUUGUUCCUGAACCUGGGACCAGCCUUCUGGCCGCCUUCGACCAGUGGAGGGAGUGGGCUGACAGCAAGUCCUGCUGCGAUUACUCUCUGCAUGUGGACAUCACUGAGUGGCACAAGGGCAUCCAGGAGGAGAUGGAGGCCCUGGUAAAGGACCAUGGGGUAAACUCCUUCCUUGUGUACAUGGCUUUCAAAGAUCGCUUCCAGCUGACGGAUUCCCAGAUAUAUGAAGUGUUGAGCGUGAUCCGGGAUAUUGGUGCCAUAGCCCAAGUUCAUGCGGAGAAUGGUGACAUCAUUGCAGAGGAGCAGCAGAGGAUCCUGGAUCUGGGCAUCACAGGCCCUGAAGGACACGUACUGAGCCGGCCUGAGGAGGUCGAGGCUGAAGCUGUGAACCGUUCCAUCACCAUUGCCAAUCAGACCAACUGCCCCUUGUAUGUCACCCGAGUCAUGAGCAAGAGCGCUGCGGAAGUCAUCGCCCAGGCACGGAAGAAGGGAACUGUGGUGUAUGGCGAGCCUAUCACAGCCAGCUUGGGGACGGACGGCUCUCACUACUGGAGCAAGAACUGGGCCAAGGCUGCCGCCUUUGUCACCUCCCCACCUCUGAGCCCUGACCCGACCACUCCAGACUUUCUCAACUCCUUGCUGUCCUGUGGAGACCUCCAGGUCACUGGCAGCGCCCACUGUACCUUCAACACUGCGCAGAAAGCUGUGGGGAAGGACAACUUCACCUUGAUUCCCGAGGGCACUAACGGCACGGAGGAGCGGAUGUCCGUCAUCUGGGACAAGGCUGUGGUCACUGGGAAGAUGGAUGAGAACCAGUUUGUGGCUGUGACCAGCACCAAUGCAGCCAAAGUCUUCAACCUUUACCCCCGGAAAGGCCGCAUCGCAGUGGGAUCUGAUGCUGACCUGGUCAUCUGGGACCCUGACAGCGUGAAGACCAUUUCUGCCAAGACACACAACAGUGCUCUUGAGUACAACAUCUUCGAAGGCAUGGAGUGUCGUGGCUCCCCAUUGGUGGUCAUCAGCCAGGGCAAGAUUGUUCUGGAGGACGGCACCCUUCACGUUACUGAAGGCUCUGGACGCUACAUCCCCCGGAAGCCCUUCCCUGACUUUGUAUACAAGCGUAUCAAGGCAAGGAGCAGGCUGGCUGAGCUGAGAGGGGUCCCUCGUGGCCUGUAUGAUGGGCCUGUGUGUGAGGUGUCCGUCACACCCAAGACUGUCACCCCAGCCUCAUCAGCUAAGACGUCCCCUGCCAAGCAGCAGGCACCACCUGUUCGGAACCUGCACCAGUCUGGAUUCAGCUUAUCUGGUGCUCAGAUUGAUGACAACAUUCCCCGACGCACCACCCAGCGUAUCGUGGCGCCCCCUGGUGGCCGUGCCAAUAUCACCAGUCUGGGCUAAAUAAAGCCCUUGGGCCAGCAGGCCACUUGGGGAUGGGGGAUGGGACACCUGAGGACACUGAGACUUCCUUCCAUAUUUUUUUUAAGAGCCUGUGAUAGUUGCUGUGGGCAGCCAGUUUCUGGGGCUCCCUCUUGGGCCCCACACUCCAUCUCCCCUGGAGUUCCUGAAUUGCUCACCCAAGUCCCUACACAUCCAUGAACACCACACCCAAGCCUAGCCACCCACCCCACACGGAGCUGCAUCCAACACACAGACAUGCGCCACCAAGCAAACCCCAGCAAGGGGGCCCCCGUCCGCCCUCGGCUGUGCAGUCGGCAUCUUCCUUGUUGUGGGGAAGAUACAGUGAAUUUCCCAGAGCUGCCUUCUUUUCUUUUUAAAAUUUUAAAAAGGGUUUUCUUUGUGGGAAUGAGGGGGGUGGGGGUGGGAGAGGUUUUUUUUUUGUUUGUUUUUUUUUAAAUACUAAAUUGAAAGCCCGAUUCAUUAUUAAUCCAUGGGUCUUGAACUGGACAUCCUAAUGAUGCAAUUAUAUAACCAUUAGGCUGAUUGGGGGCUGGCAGGCUGCUGCUGCCUCUCCUGAGAGGCUCCACAUGUCCACAUCACCAUCUUGUACUCUUCAGGGUCAGCUGUUGAGAAAGGGCAGGUUUUCUUCUGGCUUAGGUUUUGCUGCAGAUGAGACCUUUCGAGGCCACCCCUCCUCCUUUUACUCCAUCUUUGGUCUUUCUAACUUUUCCUCCCGUGUGCGUGUAUGUUUUCAGUUGUUGGUCUGUCUUUGCGUUUCCCUGAGCCAGUGUUCUUCUCUCUUUGCCCUGUUGUCUGUUCUUAAAGCCAGGUCUACCAGUUUGGCCUUGAUCGUAGCCUGGGAGGACCCCAGUUUUGCCCUUAUACCCAUAGUUCUGUCUUAUUCUGGUCCUUGUUAAGACUGGUGCUAUCUGAUCACCAUCGCUAGAAGGUGUCCUGAGUUUGAGGGAUGGCCUGGAUUACAUUACUGAUAUUGUCACGUGUGGACCCAGAAUAGAGCCACUUGGAGGUAUAACGUAGAAACAUUGUUUCCAUCAAGGCUGAUUGGCUAAAGACAGGGUCAAAUCUGAGCUCAAGUGAACCAACCAGUCUCCUGCCAUCCAGGAGCUGGGAAGGGCUCCUCCAAGGGGAGUGUGGCCCUGAGGGCUGGCUUUUCCCCAGGAGGUAUCUUUGGGGAUUAUAGAACAUACCACAUGUUUCAGUGUAAGGAAAAAACAUCUUUUUUUUUUUUUUUUUUUUUUGUCCAGUUAUUUCAAAAGGUCUAACAAUAUAUAGAAGGCCUUAUAAGUUAAGAAAAUCUUUGGAAAAUUGGGCUUGAAGUCUGUUUUACAAGAGGAAAAAUCCCGUUUUAGGAAUAGUUUGUUGUCAGAAGGAAACCUGAAUGUGUUAGCCCCUGCUUAGAGAUCACAUGUCAUCUUGUAAAGACCCUGUCACCUCAUAUCCAUCAGCCUUCCUCUUCCUGUCAUGGUGACAUUUUUUCACUAUCUGGCUCCUUUCUGUCCUUGCGGACUUGUGUUGUAUCUUUUCCACAUGUGUACAUAGAUCCAUGUAAGCAGUGUUAGGUCCGCAGGCUUUUAUGAGUCCAAAUUGCUUGUAUGAAACAGAAAUCAGAAAGUAGGUCAUCACCUUGUCAUUUUUCUGUCCACACAUUUUGCCUUUGGGGUUAAUGGUUGGGGUUUUGGUUUGUUGUUGUUGUUGGUUUUUGUUAUUUUAAAGGUAAAUUGCACUUUUAAAAAAAAUUGGUUGACUUAAUAUAUUUGUUUUUUUUCUUUUCUUACCUGCACUUAGAGGAAAUUUGAACAAGUUGGAAAACAAUUUUUUUCUGUUUCAAUUCUGAGAAACACAUGCAGCUCUUCAGGAUUCACUGUCUUCCUGAUGUUCCUUGUACUGGGUCUUGGCCUUUUGGUUGUUUUUUCUUGUUUUCAUAAAAAACGGUUUCAAACCUGAAGAUUUCCGCAGGCUGUGUAAGCAUGUUUACCUGUUGGCUUGCUUCUGUGUCUGUUAAAUGAAUGUCAUGUAAAUGCUAAAAUAAAUGGACAGCGUCUCAGAACUGAGUUAACUGCAGUGACUUGAUGCUCUAAAUCAGUAUAGGAUUUACUGCUAGAUGGUUUCUAACCCUUGAACUUGUGAUUGUGACCCUUGAGUGGACGACCUUUCCGUGCUAAAGCUGAUCACGUGUGUAGCCAGAAAGGUACUUUUUUUAAAUUUGUUUUAUUUUUUUGUAACCACUGUCUUAAUGGCAAAAUAAUUAUGGUUAAAACAAGUCUCGUGUUUAUUAUCCCUUCAGAACUCUGUGUUAUAUUACCAUGGAACACCUAAUAAAGCAAAAUGUGGUGGUUUCA